This is a messenger RNA of Cyprinodon tularosa, 1042 nucleotides long. RefSeq names its product 6-pyruvoyltetrahydropterin synthase (gene pts). Gene Ontology annotation, biological process: tetrahydrobiopterin biosynthetic process. Gene Ontology annotation, molecular function: 6-pyruvoyltetrahydropterin synthase activity. Bases 91 to 537 code for a protein of 148 amino acids. The transcript has 6 exons. The record is from RefSeq and is a predicted model, not a curated record. Lineage: Eukaryota; Metazoa; Chordata; Actinopteri; Cyprinodontiformes; Cyprinodontidae. Gene Ontology annotation, cellular component: mitochondrion.
GCCAAUGGCGGACAGCCUGAGUCACUGGCAGGUCUGACAGCAGACAGCUGGGUUUUAUUCUCCAUCCUCAGCUCUGCCUCUGCAGCCAACAUGGCCGAAUCCACUGGGAACGACAAGGCAGCGGUGCGCAUCGGAUAUAUAACCCGAGUCCAGAGCUUCAGCGCCUGCCACAGACUCCACAGUCUUCACCUGAAUGACGAGGAGAAUAAAGAAGUUUACGGAAAGUGCAACAAUCCCUAUGGUCAUGGACACAACUACAAGGUGGAGGUGACUGUGCGUGGAAAAAUUGAUCCUGUAACCGGCAUGGUCAUGAACCUGACGGACCUAAAGAGGUGUAUUGAGGAAGUCAUCAUGAUUCCUUUGGACCACAAGAACCUGGAUAAAGAUGUUCCUUAUUUUACCAAUGUAGUCAGCACGACAGAAAACCUUGCCGUUUAUAUCUGGGAUAACAUGGUGAAGGCUCUUCCCGCCAACCUGCUCUACGAGAUCCGGAUUCAUGAGACGGAUAAGAACAUUGUUAUAUAUCGAGGGGAAUAGAUAGCGCUGACUGAUGCAAAGCUUAGCACUGUUGUUGUGACUCUUACAUUCCAAAUAUUCAACAAUUUUUGAUAAAGUUUUAUUUUUACAAAGUGAUCACUGAGAUGAACAACCUCACUUCUUUAUGGAAGUGUCUUUCUAACCAGAAAGUCUGAUCUACAUAUAAAUAACUGUAAUUCAUUUAGAAUGGGCAGCUAAUACUUUUAUUGUAAACAUUCAGUCUUCAGGCUUCAGUCUUUUUCAGUAGGUUUGGAAGUCUAUGAAUUUAAUUUUUGUAUUUAUAGAAUUUUCCUUUAAUAGACAAACUCACAUAUUUUUCUGAAAAAUUACAGAACCAGAUCAGCCAGAUUUACAGCGACAAUUAGCAGCUGUUUUUUUUUUUAGCACUGUACCUUUUGAUUGAAUUUGCAGUUUUUUAAUGAUCACUGUUGUUAUUGUGAAACACUUUGGUGAACUCUUGUUGUUGAAUCAUGCUAUAUAAAUAAAACUGAGAUUGACACUAACA